AGCAGGAUGUUAACAUUGUCACUAGCUGCUCUCCAACUUCGGAUCUUGUUUUCUCCCUAACGCCCAUUCCAAAUGCUCGUCCGUCGUCUGCGCUCUACACUUCUGACACUCUCCCGUCGAUGGCAGACGACAGCGAGCAACACUGCCAUCGAGUCCCCAUCUGCGAGCGGUCACUCCUCAUCAGUCGCAUCUUCUCAGCUUUUCCGUAUAACACGAGAAUCUGCUCUCAGAACUCCAGGAAUAUCAUGGCAAGAUGAGGAAUCUGAUCGUAACAUCGUCGGCGGCCGCGAGACACGCAAGAUGAACCUCUACCAGGCUGUGCGAGAUGCCCUCAGUAUUGCACUUGCAAAGGAUGAUAGUGCCGUCGUGUUUGGUGAGGACAUAGCGUUUGGCGGAGUGUUCAGGUGUACCAUGGGCCUAGCAGAAGAAUUCGGUCGCGAACGUGUCUUCAAUACCCCAUUGACAGAACAAGGUAUUGCAGGCUUUGGAAUUGGUCUCGCGUCCAUGGGGCAUACUGCAAUUGCAGAAAUCCAGUUCGCUGACUAUAUAUUCCCCGCAUUUGAUCAGCUCGUGAACGAAGCCGCAAAGUUUCGCUACCGUUCGGGUGGACACUUCUCUAUUGGCGGGCUAACCGUGCGUGCACCGACAAUGGCCGUGGGCCAUGGCGGGCUAUACCACUCACAGAGCCCUGAAGGGUUCUUCAUGGGCGCAUCUGGUCUCAAGGUCGUAAUCCCCCGCUCCCCCAUUCAAUGCAAAGGCCUCCUCCUCUCAGCCAUCCGCGAUCCCAACCCAGUCAUCUUCAUGGAGCCCAAAAUUCUCUAUCGUUCUGCAGUUGAACAAGUUCCAAUCGACGACUUCGCCCUCCCCCUCUCCCGCGCCGAAAUCCUCAUCCCAGGAUCCGAUCUAACACUCCUAACAUGGGGCACACCAGUCUACCACUGCGAAUACGCCCUCCGUCUCCUCAACUCCCCACCACCCUCACUUGCACCACUCAUUCCACCCUCCCUUCGCAGCGCCAAAGUUGAGCUCAUCGAUCUGCGAACGAUAUUGCCAUGGGACAUAGAGACAGUCGUAGAGAGUGUUCGCAGGACGAAGAGGCUUGUAAUCGUACACGAGGCAGGUAUGACAGGUGGCGUUGGGGGAGAAAUCGCUGCUGAGGUAGGGAAGAGGGCAUUUUUGAGGUUGGAAGCGCCCGUGAGGAGGAUUACGGGGUGGGAUGUCCCAGCUGGGCUGCAGUUUGAGAAGUUCAAUAUGCCGGAUGCGGUUAGGAUUUUGGAUGGGAUUAUGGAGACGCUCAGUUACUGAUUUAAUUGCUGAUUUGCACCGUUCCUCAAGUUGACUUUGCGCCUACGGUGUGGCAUAAGAUGGGAAAUGGACAUUCAAUGACGUAGUACAUUAGCAUGCACGUAUACCCUGUAUGAGUGUAAUACCAACAUGUUUUGGGAUGCGGAA
Messenger RNA from Suillus subaureus, 1452 nucleotides. Its product is annotated as pyruvate dehydrogenase. The coding region runs from base 73 to 1305 and encodes 410 amino acids. Gene Ontology annotation, biological process: response to nutrient; branched-chain amino acid catabolic process. Gene Ontology annotation, molecular function: catalytic activity. Lineage: Eukaryota; Fungi; Basidiomycota; Agaricomycetes; Boletales; Suillaceae. The record is from RefSeq and is a predicted model, not a curated record. The transcript is spliced from 9 exons.